AUGGUGUCUCACUGUCAGUUUGUGAUCCAUUGUAGCCCCCAGAUCCUCUUCUGCAAAGCUGCUCUUUAGCUGGUCAUUCUCCUUCUAAGUUCAGUUAUUAAUUUCCCCUAAGCACCAUACUUUGUCCCUGUUGAAUUGCAUCUUAUUUGUAUUAGAUACUUUGUCCCUUUUGAAUUGCAUCUUAUUUGUAUUAGAUUCUUUGUCCAGUUUAUCAGAAUUGCUUUGUCUUACAGGGUCGGUGCAGCCUUAUCUUGACUAAUCCUUACUGGUGUUCCCAGUCCAUGUACUUUAUUUUGUCAUAUACAGGUCAUGAAUGGAAAUUCUGGAUUGCACCAAGCUGAGAUUCUGAGCCCUCUCUGAAUCUCUACUGCAAAUAUACAUCUAGUUUAACUGUAGUAAUUAUUCAUUACGUAUAGUUUUUCUAGCUACCUGCUCAAGAGUAAUUUCAUUUGCAACUUACUUUACGGCUUCAUAUGAGGAUGCUAUGGGACCCAAUGACAAAACUGUUACUGCAAUUAAGAUAUUUUUCCUCUAUUCACCAAGCAAGUUACCUGGUCACAGAGCAUACACAGCUCAGGCAGAUGAGAAGACAGUCCCUGGUACUCCUACAGAUGCUAAUGCCAGAGCCUUAUUGGUUUGCAGUGGACCUUUAGAACAUUAUGACUUUCUGAUUAAGCAAGAAGAGCUGAGGAAUGAUGAUCAACAAAGAAGGGUUGUACAGCACCUGCAGAAGUUGCAUGAGAGCCUGAAAGGCUACAGCAUCAGUUCAAAAAAUCUUUUCUCAAAGCUCUUUGCAAAAAACAAGCCCCCAAGAGGUCUGUAUGUCUAUGGAGAUGUUGGCACAGGAAAGACAAUGGUGAUGGACAUGUUCUAUUCUCACUUAGAAGUAGAAAGGAAAAAGAGAGUCCAUUUCCAUGGCUUCAUGCUAGAUGUACACCAGAGAAUACAUCGCCUCAAGCAGAGCUUGCCGAAAAGAAAGCCAGGAUUUAUGGCCAGAUCAUAUGACCCAAUUGCCCCAGUAGCAGAGGAAAUAAGUGAAGAGGCUGCUCUCUUAUGUUUUGAUGAAUUUCAGGUCACUGACAUUGCUGAUGCCAUGAUUCUGAAGCAGCUUUUUGAAAAUCUGUUCCAAAAUGGGGUUGUCGUUGUGGCAACAUCUAACAGGCCGCCAGAAGAUCUCUAUAAAAAUGGUCUUCAGAGAGCUAAUUUUGUACCAUUCAUUGCUGUGCUGAAGAAAUACUGCAGCACAGUCCAGCUUGAUUCUGGAAUAGACUACAGGAAACGAGUGCUUCCUGCUGCUGGAAAACUUUACUACCUCACAAGUGAAGCUGAUGUGGAGGCUGUCAUGGAUAAGUUGUUUGAUGAGCUGGCUCAGAAACAAAAUGAUUUAACUAGACCAAGGAUUCUAAAAGUGCAAGGCAGAGAGCUGAGGCUGAAUAAAGCGUGUGGAACCAUUGCAGACUUCACGUUUGAAGAGCUGUGUGACAGACCUCUUGGGGCCAGUGACUAUUUGGAGAUAUCAAAGCAUUUUGACACGGUCUUUGUUCGGGACAUACCACUUCUUACAAUGGCAAAAAGGACACAAGCUCGUCGGUUCAUUACUCUUAUUGAUACCUUUUAUGAACAUAAGGUGCGUAUUAUUUGUUCUGCAGUGACUCCUCUCCAGAGCUUGUUCCUGGUAGAACAUGACAAGGGUGAGCUAGAGGACAACAGAGUGCUGAUGGAUGAUUUGGACUUGAGCCAGGAUUCUGCCAAAGGACUCUCCAUGUUUACAGGAGAAGAGGAACUCUUUGCUUUUCAGCGUACUGUCUCACGGCUUACAGAAAUGCAAACUGAACAGUACUGGAAGGAUGGGGACAGAAGCAAAAAAACAUUAUAAAGUUGAAUAAAAUCACCAAGAAGUAAAACUACAGAAUUGGAAAGCUUUUUAGCACAACUGAAACAAUAAUUGCACUUUAUCAUCUGGACCAUGUUUUCUUUCAUCGGUUGUUUUUUGUGCUUAAGACAUGAGGGCUUGGUUAUUUUUCUGUACCACGGGUAUGUGGACAUGUGAAAUUUUGCCUUAAUUUUCUUUUCUGUAAAAUAUAACUUUGAUGUUCAGGAAGUUUGGUGGGAUUAGAAUUUUUCUGGAGAAUUGGUCUAGAGACAAAGUUAAUGGGCCAUGCAGCAUUCACAGUAGAUUUACAAUGUCACGUGAAGAGGGCACUUCAUGGUUCAUGCACUGAGAACGUCGUGUACAAUGUGGUUUGCACAAAAGAAAAAUCAAAUGCUUUCUUUAUGAACUCCUGCUAUGGUAUAGGUCCCUGCUAGAACUCCUCUACCGUGUACUCUGUUGGGUAUUUUUCCUGUUUUCUGUGUGUAGCCAUCUGCUGACUUUCAGGCUCUUAAGAGUUUCUUGUAAUCAGACUGUUGCUCAGUCUGGUUCAUUGAAAACUAACAGUUUGAGCCACAGGAGAACCCUGAGGAGAAGCUUUGGAGGUACUUGAAACCGCACAGGAUUAAGAUCGUAAGUAAUCAUGGAUGGGAAAGGAAACGAUGAUAAGACAGGGUAUACUCUUCCUAAGCUUUGCGGUUCUUGCAAGCCUGGAUCUGCUGCUUCUUCACCAGGGACAUUUCUGUACCCUGAAUUUUCUCAGGCUUCAUCUGUACCAAACCUCCCGUCGCUGCUGGCACAGCCGCCCUGAUCUGGGGCGCGUAGCACACGGUACUGCUGAGGCAGGUCAUCCUGUUACAACGGGAAUGUACUUUAUGGGAAAGAUGGGAUAUUAACUGAUACCUCAGAACACAUCCCCCAUCCUUGUGUUUGUAGUUGGAAACUUCCUUUUAGUUCCAAAUGCAAUUGUGUCAUUCCUGCUUUUGAUCUGACACAAAAUGCGGUAUUGUGUGUAUUGGCUUAUAGUGCAUUUGAAUAUAAAGACAUUUUAAGAGCAUAUUUAGAAACCCUGAAGAGGGAAAAACAUUAUGUGGAUGGACUGAAAAGAUUGCCCUGAUUUCUUAGGGAGGAGAUACAUAACACACUGUCCCCAGAUUUGAGGGAUUUUCUUGGAUUUUGCAACAUGACCUUUUCCUUGUACUGUAUCUGUUACCAAAAACAUUCUUCUCUGCCUUUAUUAAGCCUGAUUAAAUUGUUUCAAUCAUUGCCCAGUCACAAUUACAGAAAGCUUUUAAAAGGGACCUUUGGGGGGCAGGGAGGGCUGGAGAGGUCCUGUGCACUUGCCUGUGUUACAGCAAUCCAGAAAGUUUGGAACCAUGUGCUCAAGCCUGGUUUUCUGUUCUGAUCACUUCUGUGUGUCCUAGAAGUUACUCAUGCUGCCUAUACCUGUUGUUCAAAGAAUUUUUAAAGACUGUAUUUAUAGUUUAUAAUUUAUGCAACUAUGUUGUUAUUCCCACAAGGGUGACUAAUGCAUAUUUAUGAAAACCCCAAUAAGAAUACAUUGCUUAUACUUGGGAAUAUCUGAGUAAUUCAUGUAUAUUUUCAGAGAUUUGUAUUGGGUUUCUCAACAGGGGGACUACUGAGAUUCAUGCAUGUGUGUCUCUAUAUACACACACGUAUGUAUACUUAAUUUAUACAUAUAUAUGAAUACAGAGAAAAGUAAUAGAUAUAA
This is a messenger RNA of Tyto alba (common barn owl), 3602 nucleotides long. RefSeq names its product AFG1 like ATPase (gene AFG1L). Lineage: Eukaryota; Metazoa; Chordata; Aves; Strigiformes; Tytonidae. Gene Ontology annotation, cellular component: mitochondrion; cytoplasm. Bases 485 to 1876 code for a protein of 463 amino acids. Gene Ontology annotation, molecular function: ATP binding; ATP hydrolysis activity. The transcript is spliced from 13 exons. The record is from RefSeq and is a predicted model, not a curated record.